UUCCUCUCGUGUUCUAGCAGAAACCUGUGAAAGGUGUAAUCGAUUGAACAUGAUACUGAAUGCUUCCUCCAUCAGCAAUGGAGGGCUAGCUCUUCCCUGCAAAACCCAUCUUCUUCCAUUAUCGCUUCGCUUCAUCGAACCCCAUACGAUCUCCGUCAAAAAACCCACCAUCUCCAUCAAAGCCAGCGCCGCCGACCAUGCUAGAUUGGGUCCAGAGAUCGACAUGGUGAAAAACAGGGAGGGCCUCUACACAUCCAAGAAGAAUAAAGUGGUUGUAUUGUGGGACCUAGACAACAAGCCGCCACGUGGACCACCGUACGACGCGGCCAUAGCAUUGAAGAGGGUAGCGAAGAUGUUUGGAGAGGUGAUCGAAGUAUCUGCCUACGCCAAUCGCCACGCUUUCAUCCAUCUCCCCAGGUGGGUCGUCGACGAGCGCCGCGAACGCCGUCAUCUCGACUCCCUCGAACGAAAAGGAACGAUAACGCCGUCCGAUCCCUACGUCUGCGGCGUCUGCGGUCGAAAAUUCAACACCAAUCUGGAUCUCAAAAAGCACUUCCGACAGCUCCACGAGAGAGAACGUCAGAAGAAGCUCAAUCGUUUGAAAUCUCUCAAGGGUAAGAAACGGCAGAGAUACAAAGAAAGAUUCGUAGAUGGUAACAUUAAGUACAACGAUGCCGCGAGGAGCUUGGUCACACCUAAGGUUGGGUACGGUCUGGAAGCUGAACUCCGGCGAGCUGGGGUCUAUGUCAAGACAGUGGAGGACAAACCUCAGGCAGCUGAUUGGGCGUUGAAACGGCAAAUGAUACAUUCAAUGAGCCGAGGAAUCGACUGGAUGUUCUUGGUUUCAGACGACUCAGACUUUUCAGAUAUGUUGAGGAAAGCUAGAGAAUCAAAUCUCGGGACAGUUGUUGUGGGCGAUAUGGACAGAGCAUUGGGUAGACAUGCUGAUGUGUGGGUUCCUUGGAAUAGGGUAGAGAAUGGGGAAGUUCUUGAGAAGGAUUUAAGGCCUAGGAUGAAUAUUGAUGAGAUGGAAAAUGAUUCAUUCUCAAAUCAAGGUGUUUAUGCCAAUAAUAGAGAUGUGGACAGAGUGGUGGAUGAUCUUGUUGCAGGAAGAACAGAUUUUCAUAGCCUGGAAAUGAAUUCAUAUUAUCAUGAAGAUGAUGAAGAAGAAUCAGAAAUGGAGGAAGAUGAUGAAGAUGAUGAUGAUGAUGAUGAUUUCUUGUUGGACAGUGAAGAUGAAGGAGAUAUAUACUACUGAUUGAUUUAUAGCUGAUUUGUAGAUAUAGGAGAAUGGAUUUCUUAUUGGAGAUCUUCAAAAGAGGCAAUUUGCAAAAUCUUGAGGUAUAUUAUAUAAUUCAUUACACUAUGAUUUGAAAGCUUGCAUUUUUGUUGAGAAUAUUAUCAGUAUGUAGCUUGUUGCAACUUAGGAUGCUAUUGAUUCUUCAGCUGAACAAACUGGUUGCAAUUGAUUGAUGAACUUGCUAUAUUGUAUUGGAUAAAGAGUCUUUUUGACCCCAAUUCGUAGUUA
Molecule: messenger RNA, 1528 nt
Organism: Impatiens glandulifera
Lineage: Eukaryota; Viridiplantae; Streptophyta; Magnoliopsida; Ericales; Balsaminaceae
Product: glutamic acid-rich protein
Exons: 1
Coding region: 50-1258 (402 amino acids)
Source: RefSeq, a predicted model, not a curated record